AUGGGCCCCAGGAGGCCUCGUCUGCUGUUUCCUGAGGAUGAGCCCGUCAUUGCAGCGCCAUCCCAGCCUGCAGGAGCGCGGGCAGAGGAGAUUCGCGCCGCUGCUGCAGCUGCGGCCAAGACGUUGCAAGCAGGCGUGUCCACGAUGCUGGCCGACCGCCCCACCGCCCCGCCUGCCGCCGCCACCUCUGCCGCUGCAAAUGGUUUCAAGCCGCCGCCACCCAAGCCCCGAGGCCGCAGCGCAUCGCCUGCGGCAGCAGCAGCGGCAGCCCCGCGGCAGGGGGCACCAGCGGCGGCAGCAGUGAGCCCUACAGGCUCUGGGGACGACAAUGCGCUGGCCAGCUUGCUGGGGUACGACGAGGACGCGGGCGACUCGCCACGCUCAUCCGGAGGGCAGCCCGCGGCAGCAGCCAGCCCGCAGCGGGGCAUCGCCGUCCAGGCGCUGGCUGGGGAGCCAGGGCCCGCUGCAGCUGGCGCCGCCCCAGCCGCUGCCAAGCCUGCAGGCGACAGUAUGGACGCACAGCUCCACAGCUUCCUGUCCGAGCUGGAGAGCAGCGGCCUGCUGCAGGAGGAUGGCGGCGGCGGCGAGCGGGAGCCGCCGCAGGGCGCCGCAGCAGCCACGCCAGCAGCCGGCGCGUCCCAAGGCGGGCCCGCCACAGACGGCGACAGCGCGGGCGGAGCCGGCGCUGCCGAGCAACAGGUGCUGGGCCCGGUGGAGGGCGCCGGCAGCAACUGGUACCUCGUGCUGGACACUGGCAGCGGCAGGCGGUACUGCUGGAACCAAGCAACCAACGAGGUGGCAUGGACGCCGCCCGCCGGCGCGACGCUGCUCGCCGGCGCCGCAGCAGCGUCCGACGGGGCCUCGGCGGGGGCGGCGCCUGCCACGGCUGGCACAGGCGCUCAGCAGCAGCGUGGAGCAGCAGCAGCCGCACCGUCUGCCGCCCUAGAGGCGCCGGCUGCAGCCCCCGACCUAGGCGCUGCCUUCCUGGUAGCCCCGACCGCGGCGGCGCUGGAGGCAGCUGAGCGCAUAGCUGAGGAAUGUACCGAGGCGGCAGGCCCGCUCCUGGAUGAUGUGCCCAAGGUGGCGCGGUUGGCCGUGGAGGCGCAGGCGCUCUCUGCGCUGCUGCUGCUGCUGGCCCAGGCGCAGCAGGCGGCGGCAGAGGCUGGUGACGCGGCUGCCGCCUUCAAGUGGACAGACUUUGAGGGCACGAUGCGCAUGGCGCUGUCGGCGCUGCAGGCGCAGCUGCACGCGCUGCAGGGCAGCACGGCCGCUGCCGCCACCACGCCGCCAUCAGGCGAGGCCGCAGAGGCAGCGCAGGCAGCUCCAGCUCGAGCAGGCAGUCGGCCCGCCAGCGCCGGCGGCAGCAGCAGCGGGGAAGAGGGGGAGCUGCCGCCGCCAGGGGAGCAGCAGCAGCCUAGGGCAGAACAGCCGCCACUACCAGCGGCUGAGAGCAGUCCUGCUGCUGCUGCUGCGCCGCUGCCAGAACAAGCGCCAGUGUCGCUGGCCCCUGCACCAAGCCCGCCGGCAGCAGCUCCUCCCCUACCAGCAGCCUACCCGGCAGCAGAGCCUGGAGGAGGGCCUCUGGUCUACCUUGCGCCGCUGCCGCCUGCUGGCAUGCCGCCGCUGCCAGCCGAGGCGCCCGCUGCGGCGCCACUGCCGCCAGCAGAGGUACGGAAGAAGCGCAAGGCGGCAGGGGCGGGCGAGGCGGCGGCGGCCCCUAGCGGCGGCAAGAAGGCGCGCGGCGGCGGCCCGCAAUAUGCUGCCGGCUCCAGCAAGCUUGGCAAGGGCGCUGCCAGCCUCAUCAACAAGUGGGCUGCUGUGGCAAAGGAGGCUGCGCAGCAGGAGCAGGAGGAGGAGGCUGCGGCUGCUGCGCUGGACGACCCCGAGGCGAGAGCCGCGGCGGCAGAGGCGCAGCGGCGGCGGGAGGCCGAGGAGUGGCGCCUGCAGCAGCUGCGCAGCGGCGCCGCCGACGCCAACGCCAACUUUGCUCCCAUGCCGGGCGACUGGCGGCAGCGGGUGCAGCAGCAGCCGCAGCAGCAGCAGUGGCGGCCGCACAACGAGGCGGCGGGCGCGGCGGCGGCGGUGGCGACAGCGGUGUUGCCGCCCGAGGCGCAGGCGGAUGCAUCGGCUGGCGCCGUGGGCGAGUUCGAGAUGCCGGACUUGGACGCCCUGUCAGCGGGGCUGCCGCCAGGCUGGCAAGCUAUGUGGGACAAGGGCCACAAGCGCGUCUACUAUGGCCACCUCGCUUCAGCGGUGACUCAGUGGGAGCGCCCGCAGUAG
Chlorella variabilis is the source of this 2280-nucleotide messenger RNA. RefSeq lists its product as hypothetical. Gene Ontology annotation, molecular function: protein binding. Lineage: Eukaryota; Viridiplantae; Chlorophyta; Trebouxiophyceae; Chlorellales; Chlorellaceae. The record is from RefSeq and is a predicted model, not a curated record. The coding region runs from base 1 to 2280 and encodes 759 amino acids. The transcript has 5 exons.